CGACCAUUUUGAAAUACGGCACCGCAUAGGUGUUCCCUGAUCCAGGCAGGAUGGAUAAGAGCCACACGGUGAAGCUCUUCGUGGGGAACCUGGCGCAGGACACCUCUCAGGAGGAGCUGUCGGCCGUGUUCGAGCCGUACGGGCAGGUGGUGAGCUGCAGCGUGCUGAGGCAGUUCGCCUUCGUGCACCUGCAGGGUGAGGGCGCCGCCCAGCGCGCCAUCAAGGAGCUGAACGGCCGCGAGUUCCGCGGCCGCAACCUGGUGGUGGAGGAGUCGCGCGGGCGGCCGCUGCACUCCACCAAGGUGUUCGUGGGAAACCUGAGCGCCAUGUGCACCGCCGAGGACCUGCAGGAGCUGUUCCAGACCUUCGGCAAGGUGCUGGAGUGCGACAAGGUCAAAGCCAGGCUCUCCUCCGCUGCAGGAUACGCCUUCGUGCACAUGGAGAACAAGGAGGACGCCCUGCAGGCCAUCGAGGCUCUCCACGGCACCUCCUUCAAGGGCCGGCCGCUGUCCGUGGAGCUGUCCAAGGUGCAGCCCAGCAAGCAGUCCUCCUCCAGCAAGACAUCCUGCACCAGCUGCGGGAAGCAGGGGCACCAUGCCGGGGAGUGCCCGCGGGGCAAGCCCACGCUGGAGCAGUACCAGAGCCAGGCUGCCGUGCUGGCCGCUGCCGCCGCGGCCGCCGCGGGACUCCCGCUGCAGGUGCAGCAGAGCGUCCACAACUCUGUCUACAACACGUCCACCUUCGACCCCACCUACGCCGCGCUGACCGGCCUGACCUCAGCCAACGGCGCCGACGGCUCUCCCGUCAGCCCGGCCGUGUACGGCGCGCUGGCCAGCCAGGUGUACGGCUCGGUGGCCAACCAGCUGUACGGCAGCGUGGCCGACCAGGCGCUCACCUCCGGAGCCACGCAGGUCUACAGCUCGCUCACCGCGCCCGUCUACAACACGCAGGUGUACGCUCCCGCCGUGGCCAGCCCCGUGUACCUGAGCUCCCCCGUGGGGCAGGCGUCCGCCAGCCCCGCCUACGGCUCGCUGGGCGGGACCGACCCCACGGCGCAGGCCAUCUUUGAGGCGGCACGGGCGCAGUAUUUCGCGCAGGGCCAGCGUGUCCUGGCCGAGCAGAAGGCCGUCACCAAGUCCGGGGACAGGGACCGGAGCCCGCUGCGCCGCUCCGCCCCCCUGCUGCCAGACCCCGUUCCUCAGCCCCUCCUCCUGCAGCGGCCCAAACGCAGAGCCCUGCUCCCGACCCCGCCCGCCCGCGCCGACGAAUCCGCUGCCGCCGCCGCCGCGCCCGAGGAGGACCCCGUCGCCAGGUACUAUGCGGAUUAUUACCAGCAGUACCAGCAGUACCAACAGUACCAGCAGUACCAGCAAUACCAAUACGCCUAUCCCACCGCCCCCCCGAUGCCGGCGGUGCCCGCCCAAUCAGCCGAGGCUCCGCCCGGCUACGAGCCACCCCUGCCGCCAUAGUACCCGGAGCUCUGCCCCCCUCCCUCCUUUGCUGCCCUGACCCCGCCCGCCUCUGCCACACUUCAGAGCACCCCUCCGUCA
Megalops cyprinoides (Indo-Pacific tarpon) is the source of this 1550-nucleotide messenger RNA. RefSeq names its product RNA-binding protein 14-like. Lineage: Eukaryota; Metazoa; Chordata; Actinopteri; Elopiformes; Megalopidae. The record is from RefSeq and is a predicted model, not a curated record. The coding region runs from base 51 to 1469 and encodes 472 amino acids. Gene Ontology annotation, molecular function: mRNA binding; zinc ion binding. Gene Ontology annotation, cellular component: cytosol. The transcript has 4 exons.